GCCCGCAGGGGGAUAUAUACAGCGGGAGCAGCUCGGGGCAGCAGCAUCUUGGGCUUCAGGUUCGCCCGUGCUAGUGCCAGCCCGGCCAUCCGCACCGAGCCCCCGGCCAAUUUCCCGUCUCGGGGGCUGCCGCAUCCUCUCCAUGGCCAAGCCCAGCCCGAGCCCCAGCUCCUCGGGGGAGCUGCGCGGCCCGCGGACCUGCGACUGUGAGCUGGCCCUGCUGCCGCUGCGCCAGCUGCUGCUGCUGCAGCCCGACUGCUUCCAGCUGCGCGGGGACCAGCUGGCCGUGCUCCGCCCGCCGCGCCACCGGCCUGCUGGCGGCUUCACCGUGCUCAGCGACGGCGCCCUGCACCGCGACGGGCAGCGCCACUGCCGCCUCACCGGCCACUUCCAGAGGGAUGUAGAACUCACCAGCCAUCAUGAUUAUAAAGACUACAGAGAAACUAUACUAAGCAGACCACUAGUAUUCUUCACAAAUGUCAGAACAAAUUGUUCCUCAAAAGUUUCAGAAAAAACAUACGCACUUAUUGUGAACACACGACAUCCUAAGAUAAGAAGACAGAUAGAGCAUGGUAUGAACACAGUAAUAUCCUCAGUGUUCGGAGAAAGUUACAGACUGCGGUUUGAUUUCCAAGAAGUGUCAAGAAUUUUUUUCCCACCAGGAAGCCAUUUAGUUACCAGAGAAGACUUGAGCUUUUCCCUAUGAGUUCAAAUCUGAUGCCCUGUUUGAUUUCUUCUAUUGGUUUGGGACAGCAAAAACACAGUUGCAGUGACUGGGAAAGUUCUGAAUUUUUCCAAUACCACUCCAGAAAGAAGGAAAUAAUCACGAUGUUUCUAGAAAAAAUGAAGUGAACCUUAUGUCCGUUUGAACAGUUUUUCAGACAGAAAUUCAGUGUUACU
Messenger RNA from Gopherus evgoodei (Goodes thornscrub tortoise), 900 nucleotides. It is a transcript of the gene MEDAG, whose product is annotated as mesenteric estrogen dependent adipogenesis. The transcript is spliced from 4 exons. Bases 143 to 706 code for a protein of 187 amino acids. NCBI's taxonomy places the organism in Eukaryota, Metazoa, Chordata, Testudines, Testudinidae. The record is from RefSeq and is a predicted model, not a curated record.